Betta splendens (Siamese fighting fish) is the source of this 3191-nucleotide messenger RNA. RefSeq names its product cabz01093075.1 (gene ccr8.2). The transcript is spliced from 3 exons. Gene Ontology annotation, cellular component: membrane. Gene Ontology annotation, molecular function: chemokine receptor activity. Gene Ontology annotation, biological process: G protein-coupled receptor signaling pathway; immune response; chemotaxis. The record is from RefSeq and is a predicted model, not a curated record. NCBI's taxonomy places the organism in Eukaryota, Metazoa, Chordata, Actinopteri, Anabantiformes, Osphronemidae. The coding region runs from base 170 to 1285 and encodes 371 amino acids.
AGCGCUUCUCCUCAGCUUUAGAUGAGCAAAACCUUUCUCACUUCUGUCAAAUGGGACAGAGUCAUAUUUGAUGCUCCGCUGAUCGUAUCUCGGAGUUGGCGAUUCCUUGUGAUACAGCAAGAACUCAACAAUAACCUCUUGUCUGUCCAGCACUGACAGACACUCGACCAUGAAUGCAGUGAACUUUACCAGCACUUUACCAGCGAUGAACAGCACCAGGACUUACACCACAGAGACCCCACCAGGCUCUUCUACGGAAUAUGAUUACAUAGACUACGGGACUGGUGACUAUGGGAGGUGUGAAUAUGAGCAGCACGGGGUCAAAUUCCUUCCAGCUCUCUACACAAUCUUCUUCAUCCUGGGCCUCUUGGGGAACUCGCUGGUCAUCUGGGUCAUCGCCUGCGGGGUUCGGCUCCGCAGCAUGACCGACGUGUGCCUGCUGAACCUGGCGGUGGCGGACCUCCUCCUGGUGUGCUCGCUCCCCUUCUUAGCCCACCAAGCCCGCGCGCAGUGGGACUUCGGGGACGCGAUGUGCAAGCUUGUGCUGGGGGUUUAUCACAUCGUCCUUUACUGCGGGAUCUUUUUCAUCUGCCUGAUGAGCAUUGACCGGUAUCUGGCCAUAGUCCACGCCAUCUGCGCCAUGAAAGCGCGCACGCGCUCCAUCGGGAUCAUUGCGGCCGUCGUGGCGUGGGCUGUUGGGUUUAUAGCCUCCUUCCCUGACGUGCUCUACCUGAAAGAGCAGGUAAACGGUGGCAUCAUUUCCUGCUAUCCCGAAUACCCCAAAGUUGGCCUGAACGAGACCAGCACCCACCUGUGGAAGGUCUUCAGCCUCGUGAAGAUGAAUGUGUUGGGUCUGUUCGUGCCGCUCCUCAUCCUCGGGUACUGCUACUCGCGGAUCGUCUGGACGCUGCUGUUCAGCCAGUCGUCGAAGAGACAAGCCAUCCGGGUGGUGAUCAUAGUGGUCGCCACCUUCGUCUGCUGCUGGCUCCCGUACAAUGUUGUGUCGUUCGUCAAAGUGCUGGAGCUGUCGCACGUCCACGCGGAAUGCGAGAGCAGCAAAGCCAUUUUCUUGGCUUUGCAGAUCACAGAGGCCAUCGCCUACUCCCACAGCUGCCUGAACCCCAUCCUGUACGUGUUCGUGGGGCAGAAGUUCCGGAGGCACCUGAGGAGGAUGAUCAUGAGGGCCCCCUGCAAACCGUGCCAGCUGAUCAAGGUCUACAUUCCUCAGGACAGGUCGUCGGUCCAAUCGCAAACCUCAAGCAUCAUGCAGAGCACGGGGUUGUGAAGUGGAGUGGGCGUGAUUUGGUUUCAACUUCCCGUCCAUCUCAGAGAACAUCUAUUAAUACAUAGAAAAGAUCUCACUUAUAUGAUGCAUAUAGAAAGCUAAUUCAGGUUGCAACAAGAGUUAGAGUAACAGAGAAAGACCUAUAUUUUAUUUUAUUAUAUAUAUUUUAUAGGCAGCAGAAUUGUAAAUUUGUAAAUAUGGUUUAUCAUAUAUCAAUGAAAUGAGAUUUACGAAUAGUUCUGAAAUGGAAGCUAAAGAAAGGGUCACUCUUUGUUUAGUCUGGGCUUGACAUACUCACUCUGUUCCUUUGUACUGGUGGACAAAUGAUUAAAAAUGCAACAAAUUUAUUUUGCACAUUAUGGCCACACCCACUAAUGCCCUAGUUUUGUGUCUAUCAAACAGUCAUGCAGCAAAAUGGUGCGGGUGCAGCUGUCGAUCUUAGUACAGCAAGUUUCGGAGCAUCCGCAGCAGCAGAUUUGCACUUAACCUCGCACCUACAGAAAACCACAACCUGAAAGGGGAAGCAUGUAACCAAGUCGGCCUGUAACCUUUGCAGACUUCUGAGCACAUCUGAGUGUUUCACCUGCAAAUUGUUGAAGAACAUUUAUGAAUUUAUUACCUUGCGAAGGGAAAACAUGUUUUUGUUUUUCAUGUAUUCAUGUUAGACGUUUCUCCCCCUCUGUGCCUUGCGCUCGCUGCAGUGGCACUUGUUGAGUUUUGAGAUGUAAUUUUGUUUUGUUACAUUUUCUAAACAUUUUAUAUUUUCUUGCGCUGACCUUUGUUGUAAGUCAAUGCCAUAAAAAUAAAUUCAUUACAAUAAACUGAGCUAAAACUUAGAUGACGGUGAGAGAAUCAUUUCUACAGCUUGUGAGCUGAUGGGUCAUAGUUUCAAAAGCAGCAAAAAGCAUUUAUCUCCAGACCAAGAAAGACGGAAAGCUGCGACUGCUGCAAAGGGAGCAGGUUGAGAUGAACCCGGCAGUUUCUCACUUUGAAGUGAACGCUGAUGGGAAAAGCGACACUUUUAUUCCUUUCAAAUGGAAUCUUCCACAAGGAACCGUUGGUGACUUUAUGAAUUACUUUAACUGUAAAAUUUUAAUGGCACCAUCAUGAAAUCCGUAUAAAGUGGAAGAGGAUGUACAGUAACAGACCGGAAGCAUAUAAACCCCAAUGAGCCAGCAGCUACUUCUGAGCUUUUUCUAUUAUUGAACUCCUGUUGGUUACAAGUAUUUCAGCUGGUUUUGAAUUUGAAUUUGUCAUUCAUCAAGGUACUGUAAAACUACUACUGUACUUUGAAUCCCUAUACUCUCCAUCAUGCUACACUGAUAAUAAGCAGCUGUGCUGCAGUAUGAGGUGACCUAUGUAGUCCCAGCUACGUUCCCCGUGCUCCUCCUUUAUCACAGCCUAGGCUUGUUUCGGCCUAAUGCCUGUUCAUUCGAGGUUCCCAGGCUGGUUAACACUUUCCACCUUCUCCUUUCAGUCUUUGUAACCCAGGUUUUGUGCAUGUGCAGCCUCAAAGCCAAAGCUCAAGUAACCUGAAGACAAGGCCUCUGUGUGACAUCAUCGAGGGGGUUGUUUACCUAGACUAGCAUGCAAGUGAAACCACAUCCACAUUCAUGCGUCUGCACCACACACUGAGUCGGAUUGAAGAUCUGACGUUGUUGCAUGAAGUUAGUGGAGACUUACUCAUAUGUUUGUACAGGUGAACUUAGGAUUAUUACAGCAGUUUAGCACUCAAACACAGAAACAUGGUUUUAAGGUCAAAGCCUAAAAUGAUAUAAAAUUUACAUUUUGUCAUUAUUGUGAUUGUAACAUGAUUGUCACUGUUAUGUUGUGAUGUUUUAUGUUUAUAAUUAUACACAAAUGAUGUUUCUUUACUUUUUCAUUAAAGCAGAAUUUUACAAACUGA